UCAUGGCCUAUGAGACAGAGGAUCAUGAGACUCAAUACUGCUUUCCUGCCAUCAACUCAUCAUGUAUCAAGGGAAAACGCUCCAGACAUGAAUACAAUAUCAUGUAUGUGUUUUUUUCAUUGCUGUCAGCAUGGACUGUGUUUGUGAACCUGCUGGUGAUCAUCUCCAUCUCUCACUUCAAGAAGCUUCACACUCCAACAAACCUGAUCAUUCUCUCUCUGGCUGUGGCCGACCUGUUUAUUGGACUUAUUGUGAUGCCUGUAGAUGCCAUAAAGCUGAUUGAGACAUGUUGGUACUUUGGAGACAUUUUGUGUGACCUGUUUAUGAUAAUCAUGGGACUGCUCCUCUCAACAUCUAUUUGUAAUUUAGUUUUAAUUGCAAUUGAUCGUUAUGUGGCUGUGUGUCACCCUUUACUGUACCCACAAAAAAUAACCACAACUAGAACCUCAAUAAGCAUCUGUCUCUGCUGGUUUUUCUCUUUUGCCUACAGUCUUGCCUAUAUGAUUAAUGUCAAAAAUGUUGAAAGUUCACAAAGAACAGACUCAUGCUAUGGAAAGUGCUAUUUAAUAAUAGGUUUUUCAUUGAUAGUUGUUGACCUGUUCUUUACUUUCUUGUUUCCUUUGACUGUGAUCAUAUCUUUAUAUUUGAGGAUAUUUUAUGUUGUACAUCAGCAAGUGAAAGUUAUAAACUCUCUGAUGAAGGGUGGUAAAUGUGUAAUGGAGAGAUCAGUGAGGAGGAAAUCUGAGAGCAAAGCUGCUCUGACAUUAGGAAUUAUUGUGGCAGCUUAUCUGCUAUGCUAUAUUCCAUACUAUAUCUUGUCUUUAACAAGUAGUACAAUAAUCUCUUCUGCUACAAUGACAUUUUUACUAUGGACUAUAUAUGCUAACUCAAGCCUGAAUCCUGUUGUCUAUGCUUUAUUUUACCCUUGGUUUAAAAUAUCAGUUAAACACAUCUUAACUCUUAAAAUAGUGAAGCCAGCAUCCUCUCUCUUAGAUAUAUUUAUAUAUUAUUCAUGAUUUUUGUAGAGGAGGAGGAUUUUUUUUUUUUUUUUUUUUUUUUUUUUUUUUGUCUAUUUGACAUAGCAUAGACUAAUGUAUAGUACUUUUACGCAUUUAUAAACUGAAUGUGAACAUACUGGAUACCAGAUGUGCCAUAAGCUCAUUAACAGGAAAAAAAAUAAUAAUUUAAAAACUAUUUUAAAUUAAGGUAAAUAAUUAUAUUUACCUUGCAAUUAGAAUCUUAUGUGCAUAUGUUAAAGCCAACAUUUAAGCCAACAUUUUUAGCGUUUGAUUUUGGAUUUAAUUUAUUUAAAUUCUUAUUCAUUUCUAGGCCUCAAAACACAUAAAACACACACGUAUUGAAACAAAUACUUUGAAGUGGACAUGACAUUAAACACUUCAUGGUGUCAGAGUAAUAGAGUAAUACAUUUUGCCAGAGUAAUACAUUUUGCUAAAAUCUUCAGUUGUGUAAAAUUGAAUAGAUGAUGAUUAAUUUUCCCCUGAAGCAACAGUUUUACUAAUGUACAUUUACAGUUGCAGAGCAUUUACAGUUAUUCUGUUCUUGUAAUCAGCUGAAUGACCAUAGACAGGCCUAGUGUUAAACCAUACUGUUUAGAUGCAAAAGGGAAUUUAAAUUUUCAUAUCCCGAUUCAGCCAGAAGAUGGCGACAAAUACUUGUGCAAAACCAAGGCAUCAUUGUCUCUCCAUUGACAAAUUCUAAAGCUUCAUCACAUACAUCCUUCAUAGAGAAAGGAAUCCCAAAGUUCAUUGCGACAGAUUCAUGAGGUGUUAAUAAUGUUGAUAAUAAACUUAUUUAAUUCAGUACUGAAAAAUAUCAAUACAAAAUGUCUUUCAUUUGUAUCAUGUGCAUUUUUAUUCUUAUUAAUGUAUCUUACUAUUUACUUGUACAGUAUGUUAACAUGCUAAAGUCAGAUUUUAUUGAAAUCAAUUGUGAAUUCACUUUUCUCUGCUCUUUGUAUGUUUGUGUGGAGUGGCAGCCUAUAGAGAGUAUUCCAAAUCAGUUUCUUUUAAGGUUCCAUGACAGUUAGAAGACAAUUGCUUAUGUAGAUUGUUAUACAUAAAGUAUCUGUAAAUCACAAGAUUUAUGUGUAAAUGCAUCUCAGAUAUGAUUUAAACCAGGACUUCUCAACUCUGGCCCUCCAGGUCCACUUUCCUGAAGAGUUUUGCUCCAACUCUAAACAAACACACCUGAACACACUCCAACCAACCUGAUCAUUCUCUCUGUGGCUGUGGCUGACCUGCUUAUGACUUAUUGUGAUAUCCAUAAA
This is a messenger RNA of Megalobrama amblycephala (Wuchang bream), 2287 nucleotides long. Its product is annotated as trace amine-associated receptor 13c-like. Bases 3 to 1016 code for a protein of 337 amino acids. Gene Ontology annotation, biological process: G protein-coupled receptor signaling pathway. Gene Ontology annotation, cellular component: membrane. The transcript has a single exon. The record is from RefSeq and is a predicted model, not a curated record. NCBI's taxonomy places the organism in Eukaryota, Metazoa, Chordata, Actinopteri, Cypriniformes, Xenocyprididae. Gene Ontology annotation, molecular function: trace-amine receptor activity.